Molecule: messenger RNA, 534 nt
Organism: Annulohypoxylon truncatum
Lineage: Eukaryota; Fungi; Ascomycota; Sordariomycetes; Xylariales; Hypoxylaceae
Product: NADH dehydrogenase, alpha subcomplex, subunit 2
Exons: 4
Coding region: 105-395 (96 amino acids)
Source: RefSeq, a predicted model, not a curated record
GCUUCAACGCUUCAAAGCUCUAAGCUCUUAACAUUUAUUGCGACGGAAUCUCGAAUAACCUAAACCAACCCGCCAUUUUCGAUCGCAACGUGCCAAUCUCGAAGAUGUCGGGCAAGUACGCUUUCACCAAGGCCCUGAAGGAGGUUCGCUUCGCAUUCUGCCAUACCGGAGAGGGUAGUGCUGCGACAAGAACAUUCCUGAUGCGAUCAUACCCUACUAUGAAGAAGAACAACCCCUAUACACCUAUCCUCAUGCGGGAAGCUUUUGGCACAUUACCCAAGGUCUAUGCGAGAUAUGAGUUCGGAAAGGAAACGGCAAAAUCAUUAGAAGGACUCACAGACAAGGAAAUAGAGGAAGCCGUCACGCAAUUGGUGAAGGGUGAUGAAGCCACAUGAAUACCCAUAGCCGGAGUUAGGGGAAGCUAGCAGUAGACAAUGCUGCCAUGCUAUGUUAUUAUAAUGAGAACCGACUUUGUGAAUAUUAAGCACUAGACAUGAACAUGCCGCCCCUUGUCCCCUUACUUUAUCAUACUAC